This is a messenger RNA of Adineta ricciae, 615 nucleotides long. Lineage: Eukaryota; Metazoa; Rotifera; Eurotatoria; Adinetida; Adinetidae. The record is from the annotation of a GenBank genome assembly.
AUGACUAUCGAGAUCAAAGAGUGGCGCGAAAAACUCGUUAGAGACAUUGGGAAACAUGCUGACAAGGCGAGAAACGAUCUGGAUGCAGAGUUGAAAAAGAAAAAACAGAUAAUUGGCGAUCAAUGCGAAAAAUUCAUGAAAAGAGCAGCUGUAGAGGAAAAGAAGAAAGCUGUGGAUUCCCUACGGCAAAUACGAGAUGAGUGGCAAAAUUUAGAAUUCAAACUAAACGAACUUCAACACCAGAAACAUGAAGUCGAAUAUAUUAGCGUCGCUGAAACAGAUAGCGAAGAACGAUCAACUGAAUCCAAGCGACUAUCAAUUGACCAAUCAUCAGUACAAAAUCAAGCCACGAAUGGCACUCACGAUAAUGAUAUGGACAGGAAUUCACCAUCAGCAGUCAACAAAGAAAUCAAACAGAACACAGUAAUGAUUCCAACCUCAUCAGAACCUGACCGGUCGCCACGCAACAGCGACAAUACUACAAUAGCAAAUGAACAAGAUGAUGAUGCAAGCAACAAAUGUCCUGCAUGUUUCAUGAUCUUUCCACAAAAUAUGAGCAAAAAUGAGCGAAAUGAACAUGUGAAUGAACAUUUUCCCGAUGGAGAAUCUUUUUGA